Messenger RNA from Poecilia reticulata (guppy), 574 nucleotides. The record is from RefSeq and is a predicted model, not a curated record. NCBI's taxonomy places the organism in Eukaryota, Metazoa, Chordata, Actinopteri, Cyprinodontiformes, Poeciliidae.
AAGUGACAGAGGAUUAUGGGAUGGAUUCCCUCCUUCGGGCUUAAAUAUGAGCGGCCAGCUUCUUCCAGCACCCAUCCGGCUUCCAUCAUGCUCUGCUCCACGCUCUUCCUGGCAGCAUCAUGUGUGCUGAUAACUUCAGUUUUCUCCCAGAAGCUUCGCGUUGUGGCGUGUGAAGGAUCCGCGGCUCAGCUGGACUGUGACGAAGGUGAGGUCAUAUCUGUGACCAGUGCUACAUAUGGACGCAGUGACCGGAACACGUGCAUCGCUGGACGACCCGCCAACCAGAUAACCAACGUCCGAUGCUCCAGCAGCUCAAAUAAAGUUGCUGAGAGCUGCAACGGGAAGCAGAGCUGUUCUAUCACAGCAGCAAACUCUGUGUUUGGAGAUCCCUGCGUGGGAACCUACAAGUACCUGGAGGUGGAKUACAUUUGUUACGCUUUUCUGACUGGGUGAAACCGUCAUCCUGUGUUCUGGAUGAAAUUCAUAAUAAUCAGGAAUAUCUACAGCAUUGAUUAGCAGCUUCAUGUCUCUUCAAAUUAAAAUACUUUAUUGGUCCCAAAGGGAAAUUAUCUAC